AUGUUGUACAGGGGCGACGUGGUCCCGAAAGAUGUCAACGCGGCCAUUGCCACCAUCAAGACCAAGCGCACCAUCCAGUUUGUGGAUUGGUGCCCGACUGGAUUUAAGGUGGGCAUCAACUACCAGCCCCCCACGGUUGUGCCCGGGGGAGACCUGGCCAAGGUGCAGCGGGCAGUGUGCAUGCUGAGCAACACCACCGCCAUCGCCGAGGCCUGGGCCCGCCUGGACCAUAAGUUCGAUCUCAUGUACGCAAAGCGAGCCUUUGUGCACUGGUACGUGGGGGAAGGCAUGGAGGAAGGAGAGUUCUCUGAGGCCCGGGAGGACCUGGCGGCGCUGGAGAAGGACUACGAAGAGGUGGGCGUGGACUCCGUGGAAGCCGAGGCCGAAGAAGGGGAAGAAUACUGAGUGGGAGAGUGUGGCUGGCAGCCCUCCCUUUGUGUCC
Equus quagga is the source of this 442-nucleotide messenger RNA. Its product is annotated as tubulin alpha chain. Gene Ontology annotation, cellular component: cytoplasm; microtubule. NCBI's taxonomy places the organism in Eukaryota, Metazoa, Chordata, Mammalia, Perissodactyla, Equidae. The record is from RefSeq and is a predicted model, not a curated record. Gene Ontology annotation, molecular function: structural constituent of cytoskeleton; GTP binding. Gene Ontology annotation, biological process: mitotic cell cycle; microtubule cytoskeleton organization. The transcript has 2 exons. Bases 1 to 405 code for a protein of 134 amino acids.